CCUCGCAGCCUCCAAGAGAACGCCGAUCCCUCAAAAUUGGGGCUAUGGCCCUACUCCCCUGGCCCUGUAUUCCAACAGCUUCUCGAGGACACAAUCGAGCACCCGCGCACCACCUCAUCCACUCAACCCAGCCAAAACUCAGCCCCGCUUCAGCUCCCCGCAAUGUCCACACCCGGAUCUAACGAGCUCAGAAUCGACGCCGGCGUCUUCGUCGCAGUGGUCUUCGUCGGCGUAACCGUGCUCAUCUUCAUCGUCAUCGCGUGGAUCUUCGGCUACCAUGUGCUCAAGGACCGGGAGGCGAGGAAGAAAGAGAUGAAGAGACGUGCGGCGUACGUGAAAGACGUGGAACGAGGAUGUGAUAAGGCAGAGCUGGAGCUGCCGGCGGAGUACAAGAUAGCUGAGCUGGAGCAGCCAGGGACGCCGGAGCUGGACAGCAAGGAGGUGAGGGAGCUGUGGGUGGAGGGAUGUGCGGAGGAGAUGGAUGCGGGGUUGGGGGUUGUGGAGUUGCAGGCUGAGGAAUGCGAGGUGGAGAGAGAUGGAGGGAGGUGAGGAUGUGAGGCCUUGAGGUUCGGGAUCGGUUUCCACCCUACCAUUCGCAGCAGCCUCGAUUGUGGCACUCGACUUCACAAGCCCAUGAAUUCAUCCUCACUCCUACAAACAGAUGAAAAUACAGCUACGCUUCUGCCUCGCGGACUGUGGGAUCCUUGCAAGCAUUAUGCAUACGCGCUGUGGCGUGCGGCGCAGUCAUGGAAGCACGU
This is a messenger RNA of Trematosphaeria pertusa, 758 nucleotides long. RefSeq lists its product as uncharacterized. The record is from RefSeq and is a predicted model, not a curated record. The coding region runs from base 163 to 549 and encodes 128 amino acids. NCBI's taxonomy places the organism in Eukaryota, Fungi, Ascomycota, Dothideomycetes, Pleosporales, Trematosphaeriaceae. The transcript has a single exon.